Messenger RNA from Radiomyces spectabilis, 1907 nucleotides. Its product is annotated as quinon protein alcohol dehydrogenase-like superfamily. Gene Ontology annotation, molecular function: protein binding. Bases 89 to 1555 code for a protein of 488 amino acids. Lineage: Eukaryota; Fungi; Mucoromycota; Mucoromycetes; Mucorales; Radiomycetaceae. Gene Ontology annotation, cellular component: nucleolus. The transcript has 7 exons. The record is from RefSeq and is a predicted model, not a curated record. Gene Ontology annotation, biological process: ribosomal large subunit assembly.
GUCAGAAAGCCACCGAUCAAGAAAAAUUGCAGCAAUUCAUUCAACGGGGUCUUCCAGUGUUUGCUUGCGUUUACAUAAAAAAGAAGCCAUGUCAACCAAAUUGAAAGCAAAGUUGGCAGCGAUUGCGGCUGAAAAGGCGGCGGCCGAAGCCAUGCCCGAAGGACAAAAGAUUGUCGCUCAAUUCAAAUCGGCCGAUGGCGAUGCCACAGGUCCACCUUUGAAUCUGCCCGCUGAUGUCACUCCCGAACAGCUCGAAUUAUUAUUGAAUCAGCUUCUUGAACAGGGUGAAGAUCCUUUGCCGUAUUCGUUCUAUGUCGGGGAAGACGAGAUCCGAAAAAAUUUGUGGGUCGAUCGCAAAGAUAAAUCAACCGAAGAUGCCAUUACCAUUGUCUACCAACCUCAGGCGGUAUUCCGUGUCCGUGCCGUAUCACGAUGUACCUCGACAUUGACAGGUCACACGGAGGCUGUAUUGUCCUGUUCAUUCAGUCCCAACGGCAAUCAAUUAGCUACGGGAUCCGGCGAUGCUACUGUUCGUGUUUGGGAUUUAAACACGGAAACGCCUCAGUACACAUUAAAAGGUCACACCGGUUGGGUAUUAGCGAUUGCAUGGUCGCCCGACGGUAAAACCUUGGUCUCGGGCAGUAUGGAUAACACAGUGCGAGUUUGGGAUCCAAAAACAGGCAAGCCUGUGGGUGAUGCGCUGAAAGGCCACACCAAAUGGAUUACCGCUCUGGCUUGGGAACCUUAUCACUUGAACUCCAAAGCCAAUCGCGUCGCCAGUUCAUCCAAAGAUGGGAGCGUCCGAAUCUGGAAUACCACGUUACGACGAGUGGAAUUCACCAUCUCUCAACAUACCGCCGCCGUUACCUGUGUUAAAUGGGGUGGCGAAGGCUUGAUCUAUACGGCAUCACAAGAUAAAAGCAUCAAAGUGUGGAAUUCUCAGGGUAUGCUGGUAAAGACUUUGGUCGGUCAUGGUCACUGGGUCAACACGCUGGCUUUAAGCACGGAUUUCGUCUUGCGUACCGGUCCCUUUGAUCACACCGGUAAACGUUACGCUACCGAGGAAGAAGCACAACAAGCGGCUUUGGCACGAUACAAGGCAUUCAAGGGAUCUCGACCGGAACGUUUAGUAUCUGGUUCGGAUGAUUUUACCAUGUUCUUUUGGGAACCGGAGCAGAGUAAGAAACCCAUCACACGUAUGACAGGUCAUCAAAAGCUUGUCAAUCACGUCAGUUUCUCUCCUGACGGUCGAUGGAUCGCCAGUGCCUCCUUUGAUAAUUCCGUGAAAUUGUGGGAUGGUCUGACUGGCAAGUUCAUUGGCAAUUUGCGUGGUCAUGUUGGCGCAGUGUAUCAAGUGUGUUGGUCAAGCGAUUCCCGGAUGUUAAUCAGCAGUAGCAAGGAUACAACUCUGAAGAUCUGGGAUAUUAAGAAACUCAAAAUUAAGCUGGAUUUGCCCGGUCAUUUGGACGAGGUAUUUGCGGUGGAUUGGAGUCCAGGAGGUGACAAGGUGGCCAGUGGUGGCAAAGACAAGCAACUGAAAAUCUGGCGACAUUAAUGAUUUUUUGGCUCCCAAGAAAAAAAUCAUCCUAUUCAUUCCUUCCCCCGAUCUUUAUUUUGUUUUCUUACCAUUUGUUCUGGUUCUCUUGGCUUCUUUGCACUUUUUUUCUUUUAUUUUUAUCUUUGCAUUCCCCAUUUUUUCCAUAUUUUGCUUCAUGGAGAAAAACCGCUUUUAGAUCAUAUCACCUCAUGUUGUAGAAAAAUGUUUACACUUCACCCAUUGUAUUGAAAGCACACUCGCUUGAUUGACAAUAUUUUAAUCAAACCAAGUCGCUAUCUACUAUAUCAUCAUUGUAGACUCCUUAUUUGUAGCGAUAAACAAAACCAACUUCUGAUGCGGAUGAUGGCCG